Orcinus orca (killer whale) is the source of this 7486-nucleotide messenger RNA. It is a transcript of the gene AKAP12, whose product is annotated as A-kinase anchoring protein 12. Gene Ontology annotation, molecular function: protein kinase A binding; calmodulin binding. Gene Ontology annotation, biological process: regulation of protein kinase C signaling; signal transduction. Bases 317 to 5566 code for a protein of 1749 amino acids. The transcript is spliced from 5 exons. The record is from RefSeq and is a predicted model, not a curated record. Lineage: Eukaryota; Metazoa; Chordata; Mammalia; Artiodactyla; Delphinidae. Gene Ontology annotation, cellular component: cytoplasm.
CAUCCGUGGUCUGACUGCAUUAACCUCUCGGUUCCCGGCUCCUGCCACGUGAGGUGUCCUAAUAUGGUCAGACUCCGCAGGAGCCCAGGAGCGCUUGCCUUUCUCCUGCUAAUGGGGAGGAAGCAAACACUCUGAAGGAGUUUGCAGCGAGCGCGUCUCCUUCAUUCGCUGUCUGGGCGGGUUCGGAGGAGGACGACGGGAGAGGAAGGCGCUCCUGAGACCUCGCGGGCGCACGGCUCCUGGCUCUUCUCCCCGUCCCUGCUAUUUGGGGAAGGCGUAACCCGGCUGCUGGGCGCGGGAGAACCGCAGACAAGCCAUGGGCGCCGGGAGCUCCACCGAACAGAGGAGCCCGGAGCAGCCGGAGGCGGGGAGCGCGACGCCGGCCGAGCCCGAGCCCGAGCCCAGCGGCGGAGGCUCUGCGGCGGAGGCGGCGCCCGGAUCGUCGGCGGACGCGACCAUCGCCGCUGCGGACCCCGCCACCAAGCUACUACAGAAGAAUGGUCAGCUGUCCACUGUGAACGGCUUAGCCGAGCAAGGCCUCCAGGAGGGAUCCCUGAAUGGCCAGGAGGAGGAAACUGUCACAGAUGUUGGACAGAGAGAGUCUGAAGAUGUGACUGAAAGGGAAUCAGACAAAGACAUGGCUGCUAACUCAGCGGCGGUUCAAGACAUCACGAAGGAGGGGCAGGAGGAAAUGCCUGAGAUGAUGGAACAGAUCCCUGCCCCAGAAAGCAGUGUAGACGAGCUGAUGCAACCCGCUGAGCCCCAGGCUAACGACGUAGGAUUUAAGAAGGUGUUUAAGUUUGUCGGCUUCAAAUUCACUGUGAGAAAGGAUAAGACAGAGAAGUCUGACACUGUGCAGCUUCUCACCGUCAAAAAGGAUGAAGGCGGAGGGCCAGGGGGGUCCGACGAGGCUGGUGACCGCCUGGAGCCCAGCCGGGAGACAGGGGACGUGACACCCACAGACACUGAACUCAAACAGUCCACAGAGAAGCCCGAAGAGACGCCCAGACACGAGCUGAGCCGCCCAGAAGUCUCCCUUCAGGCGGAGUCCGGUCCACCAGCCGAGGAAGGCAAAGAUGAAGGAGAAGAAAAACAAGAGAAAGAACCCGCCAGAUCUCCAGAUUCUCCGACUAGUCCGGUGGCCAGUGAAACCGCAUCGCCCUUCAAAAAAUUCUUCACUCAAGGUUGGGCCGGCUGGCGAAAAAAGACCAGUUUCAGGAAGCCUCGGGAGGAUGAGCUGGAGGCUUCAGAGAAGAAAAAGGAACAAGAGGCAGAAAAGGCAGACACAGAAGAAAACGAGAAGACGGAAGAUCUCUCCGAGCAGCCGUCCUCACAGGAGGCCCGCGAGAGCACCCAGGAUGCCAGGCUGUCGGCCGAGUAUGAAAAGGUGGAGCUGCCCCCCGAAGACCAAGGGCAAGCACCUCCCGAAGAGAAACCCGCCCCGUUAGCAACAGAAGUGUUCGAUGAAAAAGUAGAGAUUGUCGCGGAGGUCCACGUCAGCACUGCAGAGAAGGGCACGGAGGCACAGAAAGCCGAGGUAGAAGAGGCAGUAGAGCCCUCGCCACCUGAGCGAUCUCUUGAAACGGACGCCGACCUUCCGGAUGCCGAGGCCCCGGAGGCGCUGCUGAAGAUGCAGGAAGAGGCGGGCGCCCCCAGCGGGGACCACGCCCAGCCGGCCGAGCUCUGCGCAGCCGCGAAAGCACCUCCCACGCCCCCUGAGGGCGUCGCGGGGGAGGUGGAAGUGCCGUCCUCGCAGGAGAGAACUAAGGUGCAGGGAAGCCCUUUAAAGAAACUGUUCACUAGCAGCGGCUUAAAAAAGCUCUCUGGAAAGAAACAGAAAGGGAAAAGAGGAGGAGAUGAGGAGUCCGGGGAGCAGCAUCCAGCCUCAGCGGAUUCUCCCGACAGCCCAGACGAACCCAAGGGUGAGAGCUCGGCCUCGUCCCCCGAAGAGCCCGAGGAGAUCACGUGCCUGGAGAAAGGCGUGGCCGAGGCCCCCCAGGACGGGGAGACGGAGGAAGGGACCACUUCCGACGGAGAGAAGAAGAGGGAAGGUGUUACCCCCUGGGCAUCUUUCAAAAAGAUGGUGACACCCAAGAAACGCGUGAGAAGGCUCUCUGAAAGUGACAAGGAGGACGAAGUGGACAAGGUUAAGAGCGCCACUCUGUCCUCCACGGAGAGCACCACCUCUGAAAUGCAGGAGGAGGGGAAAGGAAACGGAGAGGAGCAGAAGCCAGAAGAGCCAAAGCGCAAGGUUGACACCUCCGUGUCCUGGGAAGCUCUGAUUUGUGUGGGGUCAUCCAAGAAAAGAGCAAGGAAAGCAUCCUCUUCUGACGACGAAGGGGGACCAAAACCCCCGGGAGGAGACAGCCAAAAACCAGAGGAAGCAGGGAGAGACAGGGAGUCCGGCCCAGACGCGCCCCCUGCCGGCUCCCAAGACCACGACCAGCCCCCAGGAAGUUCCUCACCCGAGCAGGCCGGCAGCCCCUCCGAAGGGGAGGGGGUCUCCACCUGGGAGUCAUUUAAAAGAUUAGUCACCUCGAGAAAAAAACCGAAGUCAAAACUGGAAGAGAAAAAUGAAGACUUGGUAGCUGGGUCCAGCCUAGAAUAUUCAGCCUCAGAUGCUGAGCUGGGCAAAGAAGAGUCUUGGGUUUCAAUCAGGAAGUUUAUUCCUGGGCGAAGGAAGAAAAGGCUGGAUGGGAAACAAGAACAAGCGGCGAUGGAAGAUACGGGGCCGACGGAGGCCAACGAGGACGAUUCGGACGUCCCAGCCGUGGUGCCUCUGUCCGAGUACGAUGCGGUGGAAAGGGAGAAAACAGAAGCACAGCAGGCUCCGAAGAGCGAGGAGGGCCCUGAGCAGAAGGUGGCUGUCGACGUGUCGGAGGAGCUCAGUAAGAGUCUGGUUCACACCGUGACUGUGGCUGUCAUGGACGGGACAAGGGCCGUUACUAGCAUUGAAGAAAGGGCACCUUCCUGGAUCUCUGCUUCGGUGACAGAACCUCUUGAACAAGCAGAAGACGAAGACAAGCCACCAUCUGGGGAGGUGUUUGAAAAAGAAGUCGUUGCAGAGGAAAUCCCCGUCGAUACCAAAACGCUGCCAGAGAGCCAGGAGGCCGCUGAUGACAUAGUCGCCAGCAAGGUGGAAUUGACCCCUGAAGCUCUGACGGCCGCAGAAACCACAGAGGCGUUGUGUGCUGAAGAAGCCACAGAAGCCUCUGGUGCUGAAGAGACCACCGACAUGGUUUCGGCUGUUUCCCAGUUAACCGACUUUCCAGAUACCACCGAGGAAGCAACACCGGUUCAGGAGGUGGAGGGCAGCAUGCCCGACAUGGAAGCCCAGGCGAAGAGGACCCGAGAGGUGCUGCAGGCCGUUGCAGAAAAAGUUAAACAGGAAUCACAGCUGCCUGACGCCAGAGGGCUAGACGACACCAUCCAGACAACCCAGAAAGGACAAGCGAAAAUACUGGAGCAGGUGGAGGAAGCAGAAGAGGAUUCUCACGCACUCGAUCAGAAGGAAGCAAUGGAUGGAGCACCCAGAGUACGUGUACAAGAAACGAAAACUGAGACUUUGACACAGGGGACGGCGAUGGUACAGGCCACCCCGGAAAGCUUGGAAGAAAUUCCUCCAGGCACAGAGAGUGCAGAGGCCAGGGAGCUUACAAGCACUUGUCCAGCUGAAACCGUGGCUGCGGUAAAACCAGAGACUGUCCCAGAACAGGCUGUUGCUCCUGACUCAGCUGAAACCCUCACAGACAGUGAGACCAAUGGAAGCACCCCAGUAGCAGAUUUUGAAGCUACAAAUGUAAGCCAGCAGACCACGAUCAUGGAAAUCGAUGAAGAUGGUGAGGUUCCAUCCGGUACCCAAUACCAGGUCACAGAAGGUGAGGCACUUCCUGAACUGAAAGAGAUGCCUCCAGAACCUUCCAAUUUUCAAUCCCAGGAAGAAAAGCGUUCAAAAAUGGAAGAGGUUCUAGAACAUACAGAUAAAGAGGUAACAGUGGAAACUGUACCCAUCCUUUCAAAGACUGAGGUGAUUCAAGAGGCUGGCCGAUGUGCUGAUGAGGAAGCCAAAGAGGAACCAUCUGUCGAAGGACUUGUGGUGUCCGCUGACACAGAAACAACCGAGAAAAAGAUAACUGAAGUUGCCCUUGAGGAUGAAGUUACGAAAAAAGCUGAGUUUCAAAAGAAUGAUGAUCUCGAACUCCAGAGACCUGCUAAGUCUCUUCCAACCCCAGUGGAGAGAGAGAGGGUAGUUCAAGUGGAAAGGGACAAAACGGAAUUAGAGCCAACUCAAGUAAAUGAAGAGAAACUUGAGUGCAAACUAGCUGUUACCACAUGUGAAGAGCUCAGUAAGCAACUGGUUCAGGCAGUGAAUGUAACCAUCAUAGACGGGGAAAAGGAAGUCAUCAGUUUUGAAGGAAGUUCUCUGCCCGUUCACGAGGAAGAGGCAUGCACAGAAAUUCAAGUUCAGAGCUCUGAGGCACCAUUAGCUCUAACAGCUGCAGCAGUGGGGGAGAAGGUCUUAGGAGAAGCUAUCAAGAUUUUAGAAACAGCGGAAACUUUGGAAUCUGCAGAGGCACGUUUAGUACCGGAAGAAAAGUCCUCAGAAAAAGACGAAGGCUCUCCUGCUCAGCCAGGGGAAGACACGGUGCCCACAGGGACUGAGUCUCAGGCCAAAUCAAUCCCGGUAAUAGUAUCUGUUACGCCUGAAAAAGGCAUCAGCGCAGACCUGGAAGGAGAUAAAACCACAUCACAGAAAUGGGAGUCAGAUGGAGACGGUGAGCAGGCUGGUUGUCAGGAAGGCGGAGUAAGCAAAACAAGAGAGGAAGAUUUAAAGGCUGAAGAUGAGAUUUUGAAACUUGAGACAGAGAGCUGCAAGCUUGUACAAAACGUAAUUCAGACAGUUGUUGACCAGUUGGGGAGUACAGAAGAAACGGCCUCUGCUUUCCAGACCCAGGCUCAACUGACGGAAGCCGACAGCCAGGAAGCUGGGCAGAAAAUCGAGAAAGAAGAAAGCAAACUUCAGCCCUGCACGUUGGAUGAAACACAAACCAUCGAAGCCAAAGAGGAGUCCCCGCUAAGUGCCGGGGAACACACACAUCCAGAUGUUUCUGGAGAUGUGAAUGAAGCUUUAGAGAAGAUGGCGGCCACUAGGGUAGAAAGUUCCCCGGUAGAUGGCCAGCAGCUUGAAGAGGUAGCUUCCCCAUCCAAGGAGAAGAGAGAAGCCCCUGAAAUAAAGUCUGUGCCAGAAGACGACGGUGGUGCCGGGUUUGGAGAAAGAACAGAGAAGUCACCGUUUGAAUCCCGAGAAGAUGAAAAAGGUGAUGCUGCUGUUGAUCCCGGGAACCAUACCUCAGCCCCGGAAGAUGCUGAGGCAUCAGGAGGCUCGACCAAAGAGUCUUCAGAUACAAUUGGACCCAAACUGAAAGAGAAGGGAGAUGGCCAGAAAGUCGAAUUUCAGGAAGAAAAAGUGCAGAGCGAGUCAGAAAAAGAGAUCAAAACACAAACACAGGAGGAGACACAGGACCAAGAGAGAGCACCGGCAAAACCCGAGCCCACAGAAUCCUAAAAUGUCACUUACUGUUGUGUAUUUGCAAGACCAGAAUGUGAAGACGAGUGGGAGAAGAAAACGAAUGCUGCUGACGAGACCAAUCUUACAGAACUUUGGGAACGGAAGAACAGACACAUCAACUGCUCUCAUUUCUAGAGAACCCCUGACAAUCCUGAGGCUUCAUCGGGAGCUGUAGCCAGAUAACAUUUCUUCCUUUCAAGACCACCCUGAUAUUUUCCCUCGGUACCAUAUAAUGUUUCUGAUUCAAGGUCCGUAAUUCUUAGCCCGGAACUGGAGUUGGCAAUACCUAGUUCUGCUUCUCAAACUGGAGUAUCAUUCUUUAUGUAUUUAUAUGUAUGUUUUAAGUAAUUCUCCUGUAUCUAUUGUAUAUUUUUUUUCUUAAUGUUUAAGGAAAUUACAGUAUAGUGCAUUCCUUCUGUAUCACACAAUAUACGACGGGGCAUGCAACCACGGUGAAGUCUCAGGAAGCUGUCUGCCUCAGUUACAACCUUUGAAAACAGAGCUUCCUAGAAAUAACAUUCCUGAUCAGAAGCUACACUUCUUGUUUUAAAAUUCACUAAGGAUUAGGUCCUUUCAGAGUGUUUAGUAUCACUCUGAAAUUGGUCACUUUCCUAUUAUGCACAGUGCACUAAAAAUAGAAAGUGCUUUUUGGAGGGAAACAUACAGAAUGUUCCAUUGUUACUGGGAAAUUUUUCUUUCUAUCCCCCAGUGGAGGUUGGAAGGAAGUUUUCUUCAGUAGCAGAUUAAUUUAAAGUCUUCUCCGCUAAUUGUUAUACGGUUGUUACGGACAGAUGAGUGUGCUUAAUUUUGAGGCAAAGUAGUGAAAUGUUUUUCAUGUUAUCAAGAAAAAAAACGACUGGUUUUGAGUCUACCUUCUAUGCUGGACCACAUCCACACACAGCACGAAAUAAGUCAGGUUCUUUACAGAUGGUAUUUUGAUAGAUGCUGGAUUGUGUCUGUGCCAUACUUGUGCCCACUCUUUUAAGAACAAUGUAGCAUUGUCAUUUGGAUAAAUUGUGAUUUGACAACUGAUUUCAAUAAAACAUUUGCUUCACUUAGAUUUGUUGGAUUUAUUAGAUAAUAGGAAGCCUGGGACAUAUGUUUACUACAUUCUAAAAGCAGAGAAGCUAGAAGUUUCUAACGUAGUCACUACACGAUGUCACCACUUUACACCAGUUUGAGUUGGGGAUCAGAGGAAGUCAAAGGCAGAGGGGGAUCCGCUGAAAUAAACCAGGAGCGUUUUAGAUUGACGGUACUGAAACAAUGCUACCAUCUGGUGGUGCCUUCCUGAAAAAGUCAGUUUUCUUUGUUAAUAUCUGUUCAUGACAAAUGUCUCUAGAAUGACAUUUUAAGAAGGCUUAGUGGUAAAAAUGCCUUACCUAACAGGUGAUCUUGGAAAAAAGUUUUUAAGUGUCAAAAUGAUUUCUGAUUCACGUUAACACCUAAAGGAUUCUGUCAGACAGGUGCCACACAAAGGACAGUCCCCCAUCUACCUGAAAGUCCCACUUUUUCAUGGGUAGCACUGGCCUGGUGUGCACACUUCUUAAAUUGUACUCACACUCAGUACUCCAGUUUGAGAACUUAAAUUUCAACUGCCAAUUAAAUUAUUUUGAAGUAUAACAUUCUAGCAAAACUAGAACAGUCUUUUAGCAGAAAGACAGUGCUGUCAAAACUGGAAAUCGUUUCUCAUAAACCAACAAACCUGACUACGAUAAAAAGUUGGCCAUUAUUAGAAAGACCCCCUCAUGGUAAGAGCAUAUGGUAGUUGGAAAACAUUUAGUAUCUUGUAGUUGGAAAACAUUUAGUAUCUUUUUGGGAGUUUUUCACACAUAUAAUAGCCACUUACUUGUGCUUAAUUACUCAACUUUAAAAUCCCCAAAUUAAAAAAAACACCCUCUGAUCUAAAGAUAUUUCUUU